CAUCUUCAUCGAUUCUCGCGCCAGGAAUGAAGACAAGACGACCUUUGUCUAUUUCCACCUCUAGAAUAUCAAAGAAUCAUCUUCUGCGCCGUUCUGGUUUGUCGCCAAACUUGCGUUCCUCUGGGGAUGUGCCAGGCCGUUGGACUAAACGAAGCGAUCAUCCUUUGGAUCUCGGCUCACUAUGGCAGAGCUAUCAUGGGACACACCAUACCUCCAUGGAAUAGGGAAAGAGGAGGAGACAUUAUUCGAUUCUGUAAUCCAUGAUCCUCAUGCCACAAUGACAAUAUAUCUGGGAGACUCGAAGAUCGAUUACCCGCCAGACAAAUUCUUGCAAGCAUGCUGGACAACUGGCCUCGAAACACCUUGUUCCAUCUGCAACGGCGACUUUAACAUAGCUAUAGCACCUCCCGUACGGCUUCUGAGUUUGGCCGGAGACUUCCAAGCAACCGAUCCUUUAACGAGAGUCCUCCCUCCAUUAACUAUCACAAAUUAUCAUCUAAAGUGUUUGAAAUCCAGUUGUCUCAGAUACUUUCCCGUUUCCCACGCAUGGCAUCAGUCUAUCGCCAAAGCCUACGCGCUUCGUGUCUCCAGUCCUAGCGCUGCUCAAGCAUGCUAUGAAGUUCCCAUUCGGACGCUGCUGGCAGUCAUCCAGCGCUUCGGGUCUGACGUGCACCUCUGGCACGACUAUAUCAGCAUCCCCCAGUGGCAGGAUGAAUUCCGAGGAACCGCCAUUCUACCCCAAAUAUUCGACAUCUUCAAGGAAAGCGGGUGUGCAAUAAUGCAUGUGGGACUUCACCCGCCUGUUGAAAUGAUGGAGACACCCACCUUUGAAACCCUCAUCGAGAAUGAGUCUGGCUUGAAGCACUUCUUCAAUGCACACUGGUUCAGUCGCAUGUGGCCGAUGAUUGAAUUUGACCGGGCUGGAGAGGCGUAUAUCAUGAGCAGCAAGUACGAGAUAAUGCCGUGCAAAUUCUCUUCGUUUGUGAAGGGGAUAAUGCAAAUAUAUGGCACCAACCACCCACGACGCCCACGGUCAGCGUUGAAAUGGAUCGAAGAGCUGCCUCUUUUCGUCAGGGAAAGACAAAAGAACAAAUGCCUUGGAUAUGUCUUCGAAAUGAUAUCUGAUCGAGGCUGUCGCUCAUUUCGCGACAAAUUCAUCGGUGCAUCUGAGCUACUCGAAGUUCCCGGAUACCCGACGUUGCUACCGUCAAUUUCCAAGGAUGCUUGUCUUUGGAUUUCAGAAAGACGGUUGGAAUGCAGUGAUUACAGUCCAUUACUGCUACGUCCGUCCAUAGAGCUGAAGUACGGAAAGGCCCGAUGGCUCAAGGGCCACACUUCGAUGACUACGAAUAUGUGGGGCUUGGGAGUUCAGACACAGCCGGCUCGUGUGGCGCCGCGACUUCAAGACCAUGCUAUACAACUGGAGUUGGAGCUCGCUGGGAAUAUAGCAGAUAUGUUCUCGUGGGAAUGGCGAGCAGAAGACAAGCGCGCCGGUUUUUCCGAGGUGCUUCCAUACCUUAUCAAGCUGGCUGGGGGAUCUGCGGCAGGAUUUAUCGAAAGUCUAGAAUGCAUCUAUCCGUCUCAGUUCUUCUGGACAGAGAGUACUGACAAUAGCUAUCAAUUUCCAGCCUUACAAUAUCAAGUACCUCCGCCAAAGAUGGUACACUCCACGCUUGAGAACCACCUCGAGCGAUACAUCGACGCGGUCAGCAGAAAUGAUAUCACCGAACUCACAUUAUUGUGUGAUGCCAUCAUUUCGUUGCUCGGACUAUCAACGUCACCACCGAUAUCAAAUUCCGGGCCAUUUGCGGACAUCAGACGCCUCCAAUUGUACAGUCGACUGUGUGAUUCAUCAGAGUGUACCUUCAUUUUUGUUUCUUGUCCAAGCUGUGACAAGAGAUCGGCAUUCAGAGCCACCACUUGGCAGAACCCCACGACUCAAGCCCAACUCUUUUUCAUUCCAGGGUUGGCAUACCAGUACUCGGUUCCUAAUGGAAUGGGAAUUAUUGUGGAGAACGAAGAAAUCCUUGGGCGAGUGCGCUUUGGCGUUCCAGCCUGCAAUUGUAACCAUUCUGCUGCAGUAAAACUGUCUUGAGCUUUACGUGAGCGGGAAAUUGACAGUAUG
Messenger RNA from Mytilinidion resinicola, 2125 nucleotides. RefSeq lists its product as uncharacterized. The record is from RefSeq and is a predicted model, not a curated record. Lineage: Eukaryota; Fungi; Ascomycota; Dothideomycetes; Mytilinidiales; Mytilinidiaceae. Bases 182 to 2095 code for a protein of 637 amino acids. The transcript has a single exon.